AUGGGGCUCCCGCGCGGCGCGCGUCUCUGGCUGCUGCUGGCCGCCGCCAGCGCGGGAUUAAUCUUCGCAUUCUUCUCCGGGGCGCUGGGGCCUCACCCCGCACCCCAGGCCCGAGGCAGCCCUGACCGAGGGCCCUUGUUGUAUUUCGCUCCUGCCAGCCGCCCUAGUAGCUGUUCACGGUGGCCUCACGCCCUAGAAGCACUUUCUAUUGUCCAAUUUGGGCUAGGUCACGGACACCGCAUCAUCCAGGGCAUUCUUCAGAUCCAACCCGUUGAAUUCCGAGGCAAGAAAGGUACAGUGGUUACUCACUCCAAUGCAGCCACUUUGAGCAUCCUCGAUUCAGGGGAGAGGAAGAAAGAGGAGACGAGCAAACAAGAAUAUUCUUGUAAAAUUAGGCGGCUAUCCCGAUGCCCACUUUUCUUUAGCAUUCAGCGACACCCCCAUUUCCAGAAGCUGUUUAAUUUCUCCGUUCCAGUGCUACUGGGGGGGCACUCCUUCACCCAGGAGCUCUGGGACAGCCUGAGCCAACACAAAGCCCCCUAUGGCUGGCAGGGGCUCCCCCAUCAAGACAUUGCCUCCACCCUGAACCUUCUGAACGACUCAGACAGUGGGGAGCUGUUAGGGACCUCCAGAGAACCACAUUCAGACUGCAUUCGGUGUGCUGUGGUGGGUAACGGAGGGAUUCUGAAUGGUUCCCGCCAGGGUCUGAACAUCGAUGCCCAUGAUUAUGUGUUCAGACUCAAUGGUGCUGUGAUCAAAGGCUUUGAGGAUGACGUGGGCACCAAGACUUCAUUCUAUGGUUUCACUGUGAACACAAUGAAGAACUCCCUCAUCUCCUACAGAAAUCUGGGCUUCACCUCCGUGCCACAAAAAAAGGAUCUGCGCUAUAUCUUCAUUCCCUCAGGCCUCCGCGACUAUCUGAUGCUGAGGUCGGCCAUUCUGGGGGUGCGUGUCCCCAAGGGCUUUGAUAAAGGGGACAGGCCCCAGACCUACUUUGGACCAGAAGUUUCUGCCAGUAAAUUCAAGCUGCUUCACCCAGACUUCAUCCGCUACCUGACUGAGAGGUUUUUGAAAUCAAAGUUGAUUAAGACAAAGUUUCGAGAUCUAUAUAUGCCUAGUACUGGCGCCCUUAUGCUACUGACAGCUUUGCAUACCUGUGACCAGGUCAGCGCCUAUGGGUUUAUCACCAGGAACUACCGGAAAUUUUCUGAGCACUAUUUCGACCAAGUCAAGAAGCCACUGAUGUUCUACGUGAAUCACGACAUGCCUCUGGAAGCCAUCCUAUGGCGGGAGCUGGACAAGGCUGGCAUCAUCCAGCUAUACCAGCGCUGA
This is a messenger RNA of Chrysochloris asiatica (Cape golden mole), 1332 nucleotides long. RefSeq names its product ST6 (alpha-N-acetyl-neuraminyl-2,3-beta-galactosyl-1,3)-N-acetylgalactosaminide alpha-2,6-sialyltransferase 2 (gene ST6GALNAC2). NCBI's taxonomy places the organism in Eukaryota, Metazoa, Chordata, Mammalia, Afrosoricida, Chrysochloridae. The transcript has 10 exons. The record is from RefSeq and is a predicted model, not a curated record. Gene Ontology annotation, molecular function: sialyltransferase activity. Bases 1 to 1332 code for a protein of 443 amino acids.